AUGGGAAACUGGAGCACUGCGACUGAAUUCACCCUAAUUGCCUUCCCAGCUCUCCUGGAGAUUCGAAUAUCUCUCUUCGUGGUUCUUGUGGUAACUUACACAUUAACAGCAACAGGAAACAUCACCAUCAUCUCCCUGAUAUGGAUUGAUCAUCGCCUGCAAACUCCAAUGUACUUCUUCCUCAGUAAUUUGUCCUUUCUGGAUAUCUUAUACACCACUGUCAUUACCCCAAAGUUGUUAGCCUGCCUCCUAGGAGAAGAGAAAACCAUAUCUUUUGCUGGUUGCAUGAUCCAAACAUAUUUCUACUUCUUUCUGGGGACGGUGGAGUUUAUCCUCUUGGCGGUGAUGUCCUUUGACCGCUACAUGGCUAUCUGCGACCCACUGCACUACACGGUCAUCAUGAACAGCAGGGCCUGCCUUCUGCUGGUUCUGGGAUGCUGGGUGGGAGCCUUCCUGUCUGUGUUGUUUCCAACCAUUGUAGUGACAAGGCUAUCUUACUGUAGGAAAGAAAUUAAUCAUUUUUUCUGUGACAUUGCCCCUCUUCUUCAGGUGGCCUGUAUAAAUACGCACCUCAUUGAGAAGAUAAACUUUCUCCUCUCUGCCCUUGUCAUCCUGAGCUCCCUGGCAUUCACUACUGGGUCCUACGUGUACAUAAUUUCUACCAUCCUGUGUAUCCCCUCCACCCAGGGCCGUCAGAAAGCUUUUUCUACCUGUGCUUCUCACAUCACUGUUGUCUCCAUUGCCUACGGGAGCAACAUCUUUGUGUAUGUGAGACCCAAUCAGAACUCCUCACUGGAUUAUGACAAGGUGGCCGCUGUCCUCAUCACAGUGGUGACCCCUCUCCUGAACCCUUUUAUCUACAGCUUGAGGAAUGAGAAGGUACAGGAAGUGUUGAGAGAGACAGUGAACAGAAUCAUGACCUUGAUACAAAGGAAAACUUGACACUGGUAUACACCACAUUAAAUACAUUUCUUUUUUUAUUAUUUUUUUUAAGUUCCAGGGUACAUGUGCAGGAUGUGCAGGUUUGUUACAUAGUUAAACGUGUGCCAUGGUGGUUUGCUGCACCUAUCAAUCCAUCACCCAUGUACUAAGCCCAGCAUGCACUAGUUCUUUUUCCUAAUGCUCUCCCCAAACCCCAGCCCUCCCCCAAUGACACACAUUUCUUAUCUUCAACACAUUCUUUCUGCAUGACUAUAGUGGUGUUUGGUGUGCCAGAAACUGAGACGGUGCCCCAGGAUGAGCAAUGAUCAUGCCAAACUGAAGGAAAACUCUGAUCAUGUCUGGGAGAAAAUUCAAUCCAUGAAGUAUCUUGCAUAUACCACAAAGGGAGGCUGGGUGCAGUGGCUCACACCUGUAAUCCCAACAUUUUGGAAGGCCAAGAUUGGAGGAUUCAUUGAGCCCUGGAAGUUGAGGCUGCAAUGAGCUGUGAUUGCACCACUACACUCCAUCCUGGGUGGCAGAGUGAGACCUCGCUUUUCUGUUGUUUUGUUUUGUUUGGUUUUUGUUUUUGUUUUAAAAUACCAUGAAAGAAACCUAACAGGGAUUCAGAGAUCUCCAAUUCUAGUCCUGGCUAAGUUCACUUAUUUUCCACAGAUUUUGACCAUGCUACAACUUAUCCGGUCCUCAAUGUCUCUCUCCAUUUUUAAAUAAAAUAAUAGAUAAUAAAAUAUCACUACUUUUAGUAAGGCAUGUAAAGUUAAAAAAUAUUUUCUUAUUAGGCACUCUUGAAUAUUUCUAGAGACUUGGUUUUAACCUCUAUUGGCCAGAUCAAGUAAAGAUGAUGUGAGAAGUGAGAGAAAAAGAGGUAUGACUCAGGAAGGUACCAAGCCUCUGGCUAUACAGAGUGAAAAAGAAAGAUAUUUGAUGAGAAAAGGAACACAGGGCCAGGCGCGGUGGCUCACACCUGUAAUACCAGCACUUUGGGAGGCUGACGCAGGCAGAUCACUUGAGGUCGGGAGUUCAAGACUAGUCUGGCCAACAUGGUGAAACCCCGUCUCUACUAAAAAUACAAAAAUUAGCUGUGUGUGGUGGUGCAUGCCUGUAGUCUCAGCUGCUCGACAGGCUGAGGCAUGAGAAUUGCUUGAACCUGGGAGGCAGAGGUUGUUGUGAGCCAAGAUCAAGCCACUACACUCCAGCCUGGGUGACAGAGUGAGACUUCGUCUAAAAAAAAAAAAAAAAAAAAAAAAACAGAAGAAGAAAAAAAAAAGAAAGGAAAAGAGGAGGGGUUUCUUAGGGAUGGACCUAUUGAACUGGAGGUUUUUGAGGGUCAUCCAGUUAUAAGUUGUUCUAUUUUGCUGAAGCACUAGAAAUAGCUCCCUUGGUAUCUUUUUAUGGGCAUUUGGCAAUAAAAUAAAGACUUGCUAGACAAUGAGCUCCCAACAGUUGUAUUAAAGGCCAGAUUUGUUGGUCCUUUUCUCGGUCACCUAAAUCUUUUGUGAUUUAAAUCUCUCUGGCUCUUUCUGGCUCUAAAAAAAAAUAAACAAAUAAAAAGUUUCAGUUUAACUGUAUGGUUUAAUUACCAUUGUAUAUAUAUGGUCAUUUUUCCCCAGAACUCAUUAGUCAGUCAGGCAUUUAUUCAUAGAAGAUGUGCUGAGCACACCUGAAUUAUGAUCCUGGGCAAGUUAUCGAAACUUUCUGUAUCUCAGUUUCUUACUUAUCUACAAAAUGAGAAUUUCAACGGUGUGGGGCUAAAGUAGGAUUAACCUAAAAGCACUUAUAUCAGUUGUAUGAUAUAGAAAUGCUGAAUGAAUAUUAUUUAUCUUUUUUAGGGCCCUGUGUAAAAUUUAAUGGGAGAUGCUGAUGAUACAAAGAGAAACAGGACAUGAUCUCCACUCCUAAGUUAUUCACAUUUUAGCUUGACAGAAAAGAAUAUACUAGAAAAUUUUGUGAAUGAUAAAUUGUAAAAAUAAAUGAAUUAAUACUUCUGAUAUUGGCCAUGGUGGAGUAACAGAUAUUUGAUUUUAUCUUUUGACUUAGGCAACUAGAAAAUGACAAAAAUACAUAAAGCAAACCAUUUCACACAUUGUCUAACAAGCAAUACAAGAUUGCAAUUAUUGAGAGAAGAAAAACAAAACAAGGUGAGCCUUAAAAGUGCUCCAGUUUGCAACCUGGGUGCGGUCUCCUCCCCUGCAGUCUAUGGGGAGUAUUCAAACAGAGGCUGGAAGUUUCUAUGAGUAAGAAAAUAGAGAUCAGUUUGGGGAGGCCAGGGCAACUUGAAGUUACAGGCAAGACGACCAGAAAUGAAAGAGUUGCAUAGAAAUAGAACUCUGGAGAUAGGCAGAAGGAUCCCCUGAAGACUUUGGCUGAAUAUAGAGCUAAGCAGUCAUGAAAAGAAAUUACCUGAAGAUCUGAAAGGAUCCACGAGAAAUCAACAGGCCAAAUAAUUUCUGGUGUUCACAUAGGGAUAGAAAUAGUUUAUGUUUCUUUCAGCCAGAGUAAAAAGACCUUUUAAUAUUAGGGUAUUAGGUAGAGUAAGGGGGAUAAAUUAUCUCUAGUGCAAAGACAGACCUAGCUUUUUCCUAAAAGGCUUUCAAAACAAGACUGAAAAGAUCAAACUAGUCCACAAGUAAUUGCCUAGGAGAACCAAGUCUAACACAACUUAAAAGAAUACAAGUAAAUAUAUAAUUUAAUAAUUUAAUAUCACAAUAUCCAGCAUCCAAACAAAAAUUUCUAAGUAUAUAAAGAAGCAGGAUAUUGUGAUACAUAACCAGAAAGAAAAUCAUCAAAAGAAGCCAAUCUGGAAAUGAUGGGAAUUCACAGGAAAAGAAUAUUUAAAUAGCUAUGUGCCCAAGAAUUUAGACUGUAAAGUGAUUUAACAAUUAUAAAAAUUAUUAAUAUUUAAAAUAAUUUAAAGCAUUUCUUAUAUAAAUAUUCUCAAAUAGUAGAUAUCAUAAUUAUUGUCAUCAUAACUAUUUCAUUUGUCCUGCACACUUUUAUAACUUUAGAUGUCUUUCUUGUAUUAUUUUAUUUUUUGCUAGCAUCCAUUAGUCUUACAGAGUUGGCCAUGAUGAUCCCAUAUCUUUAAGUUAUUAGAUGAAGAGCUUUGUAGGAAAUGUUAUUUGGCUCAAUACAAUGCACAUGAUCUAUUUUUAAAAUGGCUAUAAAAGAUAGUUUUCAUUCAUUCUUCUUUCCUUUGCGCACAGGAUAACAGGUAGGAGAUGUGACCGAAUUUCUUCUUGGCCACACCAAUCUGUGCAAAGGCCAAAAUAAAAUUUCAAAUGUCACUGGCCCUUGUUCACCUCACCUAGGUGCAUACCAUAAGCUCUUGCUCUCCUGUGCAAUUACUAGCAAGUAAUUUCUACCAAGUGUUUCUUGGAAUCCCCAAGAGAUGUUUCUUAUGUACUUAUGAACUCUCAAUAUUAUCUGGCUCUGGCUACCCUUCAUUGAUUUACACUCUUUGAAGCCACCUGAGGGCAGAGCUUCCUCACUAUUACUGCAGUCUAUUCCCCCUGUAAGAAACUGAUGUCAGUGACAAAGGAGCUGUCUUUCAAUUAUCUCAAAACACCAAACCACUGAGAUGGUAGGUAUGCCGCUAUAUCUGCUGUUAUUCCUGCUAUAGGCAGAGACACUAAGCUGUAUUCAAAGAAGAAAUUAGGAGAAUCCCCAUUAUGCCUACUUAUUUACUGAGGCACAGAUAUAAGGUGGCUUAGGCACUAUUUUUCAGUGGGCCCUUCAUUUUCUUCACACACUUCUUUUAUUUAUAAUUUUAGAAAUAAAUCCCUGCCUUGGUUAGAUAAUCAAUAUCUGAAACAGAUACCA
This is a messenger RNA of Gorilla gorilla gorilla (western lowland gorilla), 4758 nucleotides long. RefSeq names its product olfactory receptor 6M1. The coding region runs from base 1 to 942 and encodes 313 amino acids. NCBI's taxonomy places the organism in Eukaryota, Metazoa, Chordata, Mammalia, Primates, Hominidae. The transcript has a single exon. Gene Ontology annotation, cellular component: membrane. The record is from RefSeq and is a predicted model, not a curated record. Gene Ontology annotation, biological process: G protein-coupled receptor signaling pathway. Gene Ontology annotation, molecular function: G protein-coupled receptor activity; olfactory receptor activity.